CAACCCGCUUUAUAAAUUGAACCCUGGUUAAGAGUCUAUAACUUUUUAACCUGUGGGACCCUUUGGCCUCGGUAGAGCUGCUUCAGGUGUGUUCUGGUCUGUACUGGACUCAGUCUUCACACAACCUGAACCAGUCAUAGUCUGAAAUCUCUUGAGUCUCCUGGUUCUGUCUGUGUAAAGUUUGCAGGACCGUGACGUCACUGCAGCAGCUGUGUCACAGACCUGGUUCAGGCCUGAGACAGGUCUUGGAUGAACCUCCGUGUCUUGAGUUUCCUGUCAGAGACCAGACCAGGUCUCUGAGCUCCGGGAGCUCCGGGUCGUGACGGAGGAGGAGGAGACGCCGGAAAACACGACUCCCACUGCGGGAGGGAGGGGGAGGGGCGGCUCCUGGGCCCUGCAGGUCCCUGGGGUGCUUCUUCCUGGGACCCCCGGUCUGUCUGGGCUUAAUGGCACUGCCGUUAUUAAUAGGGUUUCCAUGGGAACGACGCGUCACGACACACAGAGGGGGGACGCAGGUCGGUAUAAAAGAGGCGGCGGGACACAGCGGAGGAGAACUCUGAAGCUACGGACACCCGCGCGGAACUCUCCGGACCCCCGUCUGUCUGCUGCCCGGAAAACCCGCUGCUACCCGCACGAGAUAUGCUUAACGAGGCUGCACGUCACCUAGACAACUUCAACAGUGAUCCAGAUCAACUCAUCAGAAUGACUCAGAGAACAACUCCGUAUCAGAUCAGCCUCAGUGACGGUCGCGGUCCCCGGGUCGUACGGCGGAUCUUCACCAACAGUCGGGAGCGUUGGCGGCAGCAGAACGUUAACGGAGCAUUCGCUGAGCUGCGGCGGCUCAUCCCCACCCACCCCCCCGACAGGAAGCUCAGUAAGAACGAGAUUCUGCGCCUCGCCCUCAGGUACAUCAACUUCCUGGACCGAAUGCUGACGGACCAGGACCUCAGGGGGGUCCCACGGGUCCGAGCGGACAGCGUGGAGGAGGGGUCACCAAACUCCAGCUGUGACAGUUGGGUGGAGGGAGAUUCGGACGGUCUGACAGAGGACCAGGACUGUGGAGGUCUGGGUCACCUGCAGUACUUCCACCUGGCGAACAGCUACAGCUGAUCAGAUCCAGCAGAAACCAGGAUGUAGAGUCAGACUGAUCCUCCAUGUUGACUCCAGAGGAGUCGAAUCACCACGACCUGUGGUCCUUUAAACACACCUCACUGUCUGACCCGAGGCUGAAGAGUCUGUGUGAUAUUCACAUUAUUAUCCUUAUUAAUGAUUGAUUAUUGAUUGAUUAGACAUUUUUAAUUGUGUCUCUGUGUUCAGUUAGAAACAGAUGACUCUGUAACACUUAGUUCCUUUAAUGUUAAAGGAACCUUGAUUUUAUUGUUUAAAAUCUUUGUUGUUUGAUGUUUGUUGUGAUGUUGAGUAGAAAUGUUGAUUAUUUUUAUCUGUAAGAAAAGGGAUGAAUAAAAAGCCAAA
This is a messenger RNA of Seriola aureovittata, 1473 nucleotides long. RefSeq names its product T-cell acute lymphocytic leukemia protein 1 homolog. The transcript is spliced from 3 exons. Gene Ontology annotation, biological process: regulation of transcription by RNA polymerase II. Gene Ontology annotation, molecular function: RNA polymerase II cis-regulatory region sequence-specific DNA binding; DNA-binding transcription factor activity, RNA polymerase II-specific; protein dimerization activity. The record is from RefSeq and is a predicted model, not a curated record. The coding region runs from base 640 to 1110 and encodes 156 amino acids. NCBI's taxonomy places the organism in Eukaryota, Metazoa, Chordata, Actinopteri, Carangiformes, Carangidae.